Centropristis striata (black sea bass) is the source of this 713-nucleotide messenger RNA. RefSeq lists its product as uncharacterized. Lineage: Eukaryota; Metazoa; Chordata; Actinopteri; Perciformes; Serranidae. The record is from RefSeq and is a predicted model, not a curated record. The transcript is spliced from 4 exons. The coding region runs from base 69 to 641 and encodes 190 amino acids.
CAGGAUCCUUUUUAAGGAGCGCUCAGAUGCCACAGAAGCAUAGCAGUGAAUCUAGUGUCUGAGUCAACAUGGCUGGUCUUUGUGGAGUGUCUGUCAGGGUCUCAUGGAUUUCUUGCCUGUUGAUCAGCAGUAUAACUUGUCUCCCUGCACUAAAAGGCUAUGGCUCCAACAAUCCUGGUUCUGCAGCCAGUGGCUUCAGGGGCUGGCCCUCAACUUCUGGUUCCACUUACUCCAAUGAUGGUGGCUUCUCUGUUCCCCAGGCUUCAGGUUCCUCUAGCAGUGGGUAUGGGUCCAACGUUGGCUACGACAACAGUGGCUAUAGUAACGUGGGCUACGGCUCAGUAGGCGCUGGAUAUGCUGGUGCUGGAUAUGCCGGUGCUGGAUAUGAUGGUGGAUACGUUGCGUCUUAUGCUGAAGGUGAUGUGGAUCAAAGCUCUGAGGCAGUCCUCAGUGACAUGUCAGACCUGGAGCCAGUCUACUCGUUCAGAUCCCGCUCAGGCUACCAGCUAGGAAGAGCCUCCGUCUCCCAAACCCGCUACAUUCCUGGAGAGGGCCCGUUGCCCCCCAUCCAACUUGUCCAGCGCAUCUAUCAGCAGCCUGCCCAGGCUCCAGCCAAAGGUCCAUCCAAAGGAAAAUACUGAGCUUCUUGAAGAUUCCAUCCCUCUUCAAAUGUGGCCUGUUGAGAUUUGAGAAAUAAAGUUUUUUUGCUGAAA